UCAUGCUGCUGCCAGGUCCACAGUCUCUCAUGGGUCCCUGUACGGCCUCCCAUUGCUGCUGUCUCCAUCGCCACACUCUGCCAUGUGCCACUUUCAGGUCUCCUCACACUGCUGGUGUGUUACAUUUUUUGUCAUAGGGUGCUGGCAGAUUACGGGCCUCACAUAGCUGCUGCCAGGCCCCUAAUCUGCCAUGGGCCCCUAUACCGCCUCCUCAUGCUGCUGCCAGGUCCACAGUCUCUCAUGGGUCCCUGUACGGCCUCCCAUUGCUGCUGUCUCCAUCGCCACACUCUGCCAUGUGCCACUUUCAGGUCUCCUCACACACUGCUGGUGUGUUCCAUUUUUUGU
Molecule: messenger RNA, 345 nt
Organism: Staurois parvus
Lineage: Eukaryota; Metazoa; Chordata; Amphibia; Anura; Ranidae
Source: the annotation of a GenBank genome assembly